This is a messenger RNA of Mus musculus (house mouse), 8964 nucleotides long. RefSeq names its product cell division cycle 73, Paf1/RNA polymerase II complex component (gene Cdc73). The record is from RefSeq and is a predicted model, not a curated record. The coding region runs from base 265 to 1311 and encodes 348 amino acids. The transcript has 11 exons. Gene Ontology annotation, molecular function: RNA polymerase II complex binding. NCBI's taxonomy places the organism in Eukaryota, Metazoa, Chordata, Mammalia, Rodentia, Muridae. Gene Ontology annotation, cellular component: Cdc73/Paf1 complex; nucleoplasm; nucleus. Gene Ontology annotation, biological process: protein destabilization; negative regulation of fibroblast proliferation; positive regulation of Wnt signaling pathway.
UCAGUCAGGCGUUCUCCGCGGGCAGCCCGCGGCGGGGCCUUGCCUUAUAUAGCGCGGGGUCCUCGGCGGCCUGGGUGGCUUCUGCCCGUGCUGCUGUCGUAGACGCGGCCGGCUGUUGAGUGUGGCGGCUGUUGGUUCGCGGCGGCGGCGGCGGCGGCGGGGGGAAGAGGGCGAGGCGACGGGGGAAGGAGGCGGCAGGCGCGGCGGCGACGGCGGGGCCCGGGGCCCGCGGCGGCGGCGGCGGCAGCAGCGAGGGGGGCGAAGAUGGCGGACGUGCUCAGCGUCCUGCGACAGUACAACAUCCAGAAGAAGGAGAUCGUGGUCAAGGGGGAUGAAGUGAUCUUCGGGGAGUUCUCCUGGCCCAAGAAUGUGAAGACCAACUAUGUAGUUUGGGGGACCGGAAAGGAAGGCCAACCCAGAGAGUACUACACAUUGGAUUCUAUCUUAUUUCUCCUUAAUAAUGUGCACCUUUCGCAUCCUGUUUAUGUCCGGCGUGCAGCUACUGAAAAUAUUCCUGUGGUUAGAAGACCCGACCGAAAAGAUCUACUUGGAUAUCUCAAUGGGGAAGCAUCAACAUCAGCAAGCAUAGACAGGAGUGCCCCCUUGGAAAUAGGUCUUCAGCGGUCUACUCAAGUCAAAAGAGCUGCAGAUGAAGUUUUAGCAGAAGCAAAGAAACCACGGAUUGAGGAUGAAGAGUGUGUGCGCCUUGAUAAAGAGAGAUUGGCAGCUCGUUUGGAAGGCCAUAAAGAAGGGAUCGUGCAGACUGAGCAGAUUAGGUCUUUGUCUGAAGCCAUGUCAGUGGAAAAAAUUGCUGCAAUCAAAGCCAAAAUUAUGGCUAAGAAAAGAUCUACUAUCAAGACUGAUCUAGAUGAUGAUAUAACUGCCCUUAAACAGAGGAGUUUUGUGGAUGCUGAGGUAGAUGUGACCAGAGAUAUUGUCAGCAGAGAGAGAGUGUGGAGGACAAGAACAACUAUUUUACAGAGCACAGGAAAGAAUUUUUCAAAGAAUAUUUUUGCAAUUCUUCAAUCUGUAAAAGCCAGAGAAGAAGGUCGUGCCCCUGAACAACGGCCAGCUCCAAAUGCAGCCCCCGUGGAUCCUACAUUGCGUACAAAACAGCCUAUUCCAGCUGCUUACAACAGAUAUGACCAAGAAAGAUUCAAAGGCAAAGAAGAAACGGAAGGCUUUAAGAUCGAUACUAUGGGCACCUACCAUGGCAUGACACUGAAAUCUGUAACGGUCUUUUUCUUGAUGGAUGUUUCUUUUAGUGUUGUUCUUCUUGUCUUUCCUGCUUCUCAUUUCCUCUGUGAGUGACUGCUCUCAUGUUUAUUUUAAGUAUCUGGUUUAAAAUUCUUAUUGCUUCUGUUCUGGACAGAUCUUACAAUUAGAUGCUAAAUUCUUGGAAAUUACUGUUUUGUGUGUGUGUGUGUGUGUGUGUGUGUGUGUGUGUAUUUAUGUAUGUAUGUAUGUGUGUGAACAAAUUGAAGAUAUUUAUUUGAAAUGUUUGUAAAUGGAAACUAUUUAAGAAUCCACAUUUGCUUUAGUUGGAAAAGUAUUAUUAUAGAACUGGAUAAAUUUUGCAGUUGAGCUUAUAAUAUAGUGACCCUGAGAUAACUUAUACAUUAUAAUGAGUCAUUAUAGUGAAUACACUAUAAUGUAUCAUAAACUAUGAUAUAAUAUAAAAGUUACCCUAGCAUUAACAGAAGGAACUUUAUGAAUUUAACUUUAGACUGAGUGUCGUGGUUCCUGUUUGUAAUCGCAACACAAAGGAAACUGACCGAGGGUCAUGAGUUUAAGGCCAGUUUGAACCACGUAAUGAGAUCUUAUUUAUCUCUUUCAAAGAUAAAAAGAGAAUUAUAGCUUUAUAAAGUGCUUGCCUAGCAAAUGAGGCCCUGGGUUCAAACCCAAGCACCAUGUAGACAAAACAUCCCCAGAAAGCUAAACUAGAAAUACCCUUCUUUUAGCUGUAUUACCCUGUAAAAGAUGAUCUUCAAAUAAUAGUGUCAAAUUUGGAGACACCUAUAGUCAUAAAAUUAUUCAGGCUUAUUAAAGUUAGCAGUAUAUUUUGUGGUGCCAUUUCCUUUGAUCACUCUUUGAAUGACUUCCUCAGCAUUUACCAUUGUUGCUUUUCCCUGUUCUGACUGAUCUCUCUCCAGAUAGAUAGAAUAUAUUUCUUCUUAGAUACAUAGAUAAUUUAGCUUAAGCACUACUAUGUUUUCAUAUUCUGCUUGAUCUGUUCAAGAACUGUUCCAUAGGUAACUAAACUUUAUGAUGUAGAUAUCCCAAAGGUCUGACUUACUGCAAAAGAGGAUAGAAGUUAUAGAAUGUGUUUGCUUUAAUCUUGGUGCUAACCACAUUAAAUUGUGUUAAUUGAUAAGAGAGAGGCACUGGAUUCCAUUUUUCAUCCUUCAUACAUACCAGCUUGAUAGAUGAACGGGUUAGCUUAAGUACUGCCUUCUUCUUUAACUCAACUUCAGUGUUAGUAAACACUGCAAUUUGUUUUUUAUAUCAUGGUAUAAAAUAUUCACAGUGUACUCAGAAUGAAUACAAAAGCCAUACAUAAAUAAUAAAUUGAAUAUUACUAAAAGUAUCACUGUAGAAAACAAUGAGUAAAGACGUGGUUAUAUUGUGUUGGCACAGCACAUACCUACUGCACAGCUUCAUGAUAGCAGCAUUAAAAAUAUUUAAACUUUAAGUAUUUAUUUGAAAGAUGUGAAGCUUUACUAUAGAAUAGUGGUAGUGUAUGGAAGGUUUAUUCCUAAGACUAAUUGGAUUAAACAAAUUUUGUUCACAUUUUCCUGAGCUGAUGGCAUUCCACGAAUAAAAUCACGUAAUGAACUGUUUUUAGUAAUGUAAUGUGUCGUCUCUUCCUCCUAGCUCUCUCCUUCCUUCUUUCCCACGUACACAAAAAAUAAUGAUGAUAUAAGUGUGGUAGAGGUUGCCUCACACCUCAACCCAAUAUACUAACAUGUAUUUGCUGUACAAGAAAUGUGUACUGUAAACAGGCACCAGGUAGCUGGAGUUGCUGAAAAGGCUUGACUCCUUCCUUAGUCCAUCAUGGUAACAAACAAGAUGAAAGCCUGGCAUUUCUGUAUCCAUUUUUCAUUUGUUUCCUUUAUUUUGUGUCACCUGUUUACUGGACAGUAAGUACAUUAAUCAUUCAGGAAGUGUCUGUUUCUAAGCAGGUGAUACUUCAGGUACAAGGAUGGAUUGUUUCAUAAACCUUCAGUCCCUUUGAACAAGACGGAAAGGUGAAACAGACUUGUCAAGCUGAGAGCAGGAUCUGUGAUGGAAGACUGUGUACCCUGGGCCAGAAUGUCUUCUAGGAGCCAGAUUGGUCCCAUUGGGAAUGACAGUGACUACUAAUAGAUUAGCAGCUUCUUGUGAGGUCGGAGUUGAUAAAACCCUGAGUUGGGACCACACCUUGAUGAAACUGCAUGAUGAGAUGUAUCUAUCUCCCUCAAGCCUCCCUAAGUCUUCCUUUAUUUAAAUACACAGGUGUAUCAGAACUCUGAGACUAAAACUUGGGCUGGGCUUCUUUCUUGGUUAGUAUUCCCAGUACUCAUUAAGUUUAUUAGAACAGAGAACUAAGUGUAGCUUGUUGUUGCUACUUUAGCUGGGGUUUCUCUUCCAAACCCUUGCUCACACUACUGUUUUUAUUGGCCUCUUGUUUACAUUGUAUUAGUUCUUAUCCACGGAAAUAUGCAAGUCAUCUUUUGUAUAGUAUGAAUUCUACAUAUAGGCUUUUGUCUCUGUCACUUUAGUUCAUUUUACCAAGAAACAGUUAUGAAGACUGUAGGAAAGUAAUUUUUCCUAAACCACUUCCUGUUUUAGCUGUUCUUUCUUUCAUCGCAGACUUGUUUUUAGUGAUGUGUGUACUAGAUGGGUCAGAUGAAGAAAAGUAUAUGGAUUAAAUUAGUGAUCCAGGUUGUUAGCAUGUGACCAUAACAACAGAAUUUAUUAGUAAGGGUAAUUUCUGCUAUUUCCACAUGGUUAGUAGCUAUGUAUUGAGAGUGUUGAGAAAGCACUCAUGGUUUUAGUGGUACACGACUUUAACUCCAGCAUUCAAGAGGCAACCUGAGCUGCAUGGCAAUUUUGAGGAUAAGAGACUAGAAACAGGGUUUAAAUCUAUACUAAGUGUUCAUAUAGUUAUAGACCCUGAAUUAACUGUUUAAGGUUUUACUUUGACCUUCAAGAAUUUUAUUUUUGUAGAAAGUAAAUUUACUGGUCCCCUUAAGUGUGUUGUUUGUACGGCUAGAUGCAAGUGUGUGUGUGCUCUUUAGUUUUCCUUUCCUUUUUGAAAAAUAUUGUAUAGGUAUGAACAGAUCUCUGAUAAUGGAAAGGUCUUUUAAACAAAAAAAGAGCAAACUUUAAGAUAAAAAGGAGUAAAAUGCUAGAUCAUUCCUCUUUGUUCAUUAAUUUCUAACCUCACAGGUUUUACAUUGUAUCAAGAGUUAGGUUGGCUAAGACUCAAAAAGAUAUCUUUAUUGCAACAUCUUAGCUCUUUUAAAUUGCAAGGAGUAGCAAAACUUAAGUUAUUUUGAGGCUUGGCUAAAGAUGAAAAUGCUAGACAAUGGUUAGCUUUGCAUUUUAUUUUUAUUUAUUUAUCUACUUAUUUAUUUUACCGGCCAAUCACCUCAGGCUAGCUUUGAGUUCAUAGUUCUUCUGCCUCCUGAUGUUGGGUUAAAGUCACGAGCCCCUAUGCGGUCUUCAGACUGUUCUUUAACAGAUACAUUGUUCUUGGAUUCUUUCUUUUCUCCAACUUGUUCAUGUGCUAGAGCAGCUGUGGGCACGGUCUUAACAUUUUACAAAAUCUCAGAGAUAUUAAAAAUGGUUUUAUUAGUGCAGAGUCUGCUCAUACUGUGUGUUUUAUCAGUUAGCUUUUGGCUACCAUCAAGACGUAAACAAACAAACCAAAAACUUGGAGAAAUUGAUAAAAUUAAAGAAUACUGUGGCUAAAAAUACAGAAACUUUAACAGUCUAAGGACUUGUUUGCAGGAACCGAAUACGUACAUACAUAAAUGUGUAUAAACACAUGUACAUAUUUGUGUAUAUAUUUUAUUUUUUUUAAUUUUUAGCUCAACUACUGUUUUAGCCAAAGUAGUAACUGUUUCAUUCUUGUUUUUCUAUGUUAGUUUUUGAAUCUAGAGUUUAUUUCUUUGUAUCCUAUGAACAGAAUUCUCUUUAAUAAUCGUUAUAAUCUCAGAGAUAUACAGUUUCUGAGUUUUAUUAAUUUGUUGCUGAAACCCAUUUUAUUUUAAAAUAAAUUUUAUUUUUAUUGUCUAUUAAACACAAUAUUAUGACACAUUUAUAGUAUAUCUGUUACUGUAGUGAGAUAAACUUACACAUCAAUCAUUGCAAGUAGUUACCCAGAUAUCUUAGGCCAGUAGGGGCACCUCUGAAGUUGAGACCUAAAAUAUUUUGACUUGACUUCAUUAAUUUCUCCGUCCCUUGAUUUCUGGCAUUCUGAUGUAUUUUCUACUCCAGAUCUGGAAGACUUUUCCUUUUUCGCAAUGAUAAGUGGUUGUUUUUAAGGCAGUGGUAUCUAGACACUUUAACCUGAGCAUUGGAAGUAGUCCCUGAACUAGGGACAAGUCUGAUGGCCCGAGUUCUAUUUUGGAAAUCACAUAGUUGUAGGAAAAACCCAACUCCUACAAGCUCUCCUCUACUUGCUGUGGCAUGUGCUUAAACACAUGUAAACACAGAUAGAAUAAAUAAUUAAAACAUUUUUUUUGAGACAAAGUUUUGUCUGCUACACAGCUGUGACUAUCCUUGAACAUCCUAUGUAGACCAGCCUGUCCUCAAACACCUAGAGAUCUGCCCACCUCUGUCUCUCAAAUGUCUUAGUUAAAAGUAAUUAAAAAAUAUUUUACACUAUUGAGGCUCCAUUGUCUUUCAAUAAACAGAAAGUUCUUUUGAAAUGUUAGAUAAUAUUUUUAUAUUACUAUUUCUAAUAUAAUCCAGAAAUUGAAAUUUUCACUUAAAUUCUUUGUAUCAUAGAAGAAAGAGUUCCUCUGUUGUUAAAAAGGAGGGACUGUGCACCUAAGCUCAUGCCUCAUGUGUUUUCUUCUUAUGAGUACAUUUAUCCCAUUAAGAGCACCAACAGCUCCUCUAGAGGACAAACGUUCAAUACCCAGCACCCAUGUGGAAGCUCACACCUCUGUAACUCCAGUUCCAGCAGAUCCAUGGCACCAGGCAUGCAUAUGGUACACAUAUAUGUGCACGCAGGCAAAAUACUUACACACAGAAAGUAAAAGCAGUAAACCUUUAGGAGAAGAUACAGUAUAAGUUUAAAUGGUACUCAUUGACUCAACAUAGACAAAAACAUGAAUAAAAGGUAGCUAAUUUUCAUUUUAAGAUCAUGAUUUUUCAGUAUAGUUGUAGAAUAUGAACUGUAACCAUUCAAAAUAUAUUUUUGUUUCCUGAUUAAUUGUCAGGGGAGUUUAAUAAGGCUAUGUUUCACUCAUUUCUAAAGUUUGCCUUUUAUCUAUUUUGUCUUUAUUUUUGAAGUAUUACUAUGUUGCUUUGGCAGAUCUGGAACUGCAGGGCUCAAAUAAUUGACCUGUGCCUCAUCUUACCAAGUAGCCAAAAGUAUAGUAUAAGUAGGCUUCUCCAUACCCUGCUUGCCUUUAAUAUUGGUCGAAAUUAGUUUUGCUUAGUUAUGAAUAACCUUUGUGUUCAUCUUCACUUUGGAUUCUCUUUCUGACUACAAUGUCAUAAAUUAAUAAAGUAGUCAUUAAAAAUCUUGAGAGUAGGUGCUUGAGUAAUUAAUACUGAAUUUUAUAUCAUCUGGCAUCUAUUUUUUUCUUUAAAUAUUUUUAUUUCAUUUACUUAUGUUUUGUGUGUGUGUGUGCACGCGCGCGUGUGCGUGUGUGUACAGGUGUCUUGGUGCACACUUAUAAUGGUCAGAGGUCAAUUUGUGUGAGUCAAUUCUCUUUUCCACUAUUUGGGUACCUAGGAAAAGGCAUGGUAGUAUACUUGGUUUGUUUGUUCUUGAGAUAUGAUCUCUUUAUUAUGCAGCGCUGACUAAUUUUGGAUUUGCUAUGCAGACCAGGCUGGCCUUGAACACACUGAAAUCCACCAUGCUUCUGCCUGGGAUUAAAGGUAUGUGCCACCACUCCUGGCUAGACUUAAUCAGGUGAGUUGGCAUUGGCCCUAACACAGAACAGUAGCCGAGAACUGGUCCAGUGGGUACAUCUAUGCACUGCUGUAUUUGUUGGCUACAAUUACAGUUGUGAAAUUUCUAAGUGUCACUUGCCUACUGUUAGCAGAUGUAACCCAGGGCCUAAAACAGCAGUGCACAAUUUUUCAAAAUUAAAGUUACCAUUUACCAAUAUUUGCAGAAGAGAAGAGCAAACAACCAAGGGACCAAAUGUCUUUUCCUUUCCCUUUUCUUAUGUAUCCCUAACACCUGAUGUCAUGUGCCAGUGAGUGAACAGUGUCUGUGAGAUCUGUGGGCUUGGCCAAAGAGAAUAAGUAGAGAAUGAGGCAUAGUGGGAUGAGCCAAUUGUGCUUGGUUUUGUAGAACUAUUAGCUUCUGCCAUAAAUGAAAUACACAGCAGAAGAUCAUAAUAGUGGAUAAGAGCAUGACCUCUGAGGUGGAAGCCUUUCAUUACUAGCCUUGUCAUUAAAUGCAUUUAACCUCUUGUAGGAGUCUAAAAGUAUUGUAUAAAGUAAUAAGGGUGCUUUUAACAGUUCCAGAUACACUGCUUCCACAGUCAGUAAGUAGUGUGCGGUGUUGUUAUUGGUAUUUUAUUAUUAUUUUUUUAGGGGGGAGAAUCAGGUAUUUAAAAAGUUCCAAUUAGGUGUAUGUGCUUAUAUUUUUAUGCAUGAAAGACAUUAAGGAAAUGCAAAUUAUUUAGUUGUUGAAGAUUUCAUUACUUCUAAUUUUAUUUCAAACAAACUAAUGUUGUAAAUACUGAAGUUUGCAUUUUCCUUUUGAAAUGUCUAUUAACACUUUGAGUUUAGUGUUAUACAGUUGAUUCUGUAAACUUUCUUUUGGUCAAAUCAAUAUAAUAUAGUCAUUUUCAAACAUUUCUUACAUACAAAAAUUUUAUAUAAACAAGAUAUAAUUAACAACUGGUGAGACAUUAUAUAGCAGCUUAUAAAGUUAGCAUUUAUAUUAUUGAAAAUUAAAUGUAAAAAUAAAUUAACAAUAGAAUUUUUAUUUUAAAGUAAGGUUUGAUGGUUUUCUUAGGAUUUUAUUGUUUAACCUAAAAUUGCCUUGAACUCUCUUUCUUCCUGCCUUAUUUUCCAAGUGCUGAAGCUAUGCUAGCGUGUGUUCUCCCAAAGUCAAAAGUACAGACUUUUGACAUUAAUAACUUGACUGGUUUAAUGCUCUCUGAGGACUCAGACCAUGAUUAAAUUAUUUUUUCAAAUUAAUGGAAAUAAUUUUAGUAAGCACUUAAGUAUUUUUAAGAACUCUGUGUUUUUUAAGUCAGUAUUUUAAUCCCAGUAAUCCUAUACUAUUAUAGUUUUUAAAUAUCACUUAGGAGCUCUCUUUUUGUUUACAUACUUGUGCAGGAACGCUCACAAACAUACAUAGUUCCCAUUUUCAUUUUAAACCUUUGUGGUAUAAAUCAGAGAGACUCAGUACACUGUCAGGGUCUCUCUCUGUCUUUGAUCACUGGUGUGGUUUGGUGUUAUCCUCUGUGUAUGUCUUUUUGUGAGGCAAUUCUGUUCACUACAAUUACAUAGAAUAAAUUAAAAAAACAUUAGCUAAGAGCUGGAUAUGUUUUAUAGCUGAUUAUUCAUAACCAUUUGGUGUGGAAUAGAAUACUUAGGCUUCUUAUUUAAAAAAUGAGCUAUACAUUUAAUAUAAGUAGAACUCUGUAUUACUAAUAAAUAAAGCUUUUUGUGUGUCUGUCAAUUUAGCCUUUCAUACUAGAUUUAGUGAUAAAAACGAAUAUUAGAAUUCUGAUAGAAGAUAUUCUGACUCAAUUAAAAUUUAUAAAUAUACAUAGGAUA